AAGAGAGAGAGAUUCUCUUUCUACAAGAUUCACCACUUUCCCUCUCCUUUUCUUUCCUUUCUCAAAAACCCCUGAAAAAACCCUGCUUUUUUUCAACUUCCUUCACAGUUCAGUGUACUGAUGAAUUUCUGCUAACUGUACUAAUGGUGAUUCAUUUCAAUCAUCUCUUUGCUGUUCUUCCUUUUACCAUCUUCUUCUUCUUCUUCUUCUUUGAAGGGUCUAUUUCUGUUUCUGGUUCUGGGCCUCACAUUACCGAUGUCAAUAUUCUUUUGCCACCCAAAAUUACUCAUCCUGUUGAGUAUCGACUCCUUGCGUCUGAUGGAUGCUUUAAAUGGUCAUGGGAUCAUCAUGAUAUACUAUCUGUUGUACCUGAAUAUAACGGAACCAACCUUUGUUCAACUAGUGCUCGGCUGAGAUCAAUUGCUCCUUACACUGGACGGAAGGAGACCGCUAUUUAUGCUUCUGAUGUUCGCACAGGAACUGUAGUCCGCUGUAAAGUUUAUAUUGAUAUGUUCUCCAAGAUCCAAAUAUUCCAUAGCUCUGUUAAGCUCGACUUAGAUGGUCUUGCUACUCUCCGGGUCCGUGCUUUUGAUAGUAAAGAUAACAUUUUCUCCUCAUUAGUGGGCUUGAGGUUCAUGUGGAAACUGAUGCCUGAAAAUGAUAAUUCAUCUCAUCACCUUGUUCAUGUCCCAUUGGCCGAUUCUCCAUUGAGUGACUGCAGUGGAUUUUGUGGUGAUCUGAAUAUUCAGAUAAAACUUGAAGAUAGUGGAGUGUUUUCAGACCUUUUUGUAGUGAAGGGAAUUGGUAUCGGACAUGAGAUUGUCUCUGUUUAUUUGCAUGAACCACAAUUGGAUAACUUGACGGAUAAGAUUAUUUUGACUGUUGCUGAAGCCAUGUCAUUGGAUCCUCCUUCUCCCGUUUUAGUUCUUGUAGGGGCAACAGUGCAAUACACUCUUAAAGUCAUUAGUGAAAACAUUCCUCAAGUUGUGCCUUUGCCUUCUCCAUUUCACCGCUGGUCUUCGUCAAACAUUUCUGUUGCUCGGGUGGAUGCUAUGAUGGGUCUAGUGCGGUCAUUUGAAUUAGGUGAAACAAGUAUUAUAGUGGAAGAUACCAGGGUUGCUGGACAUGUUCAGACGUUGUCUAUGAAGGUUGUACUACCAGAUUAUAUGUCCUUAUACUUGUUGCCUCUGUCUAAAUCUGGUGACCCUAUGGAGGGAGUAAAAUCUACAGUAUCAAAUACACGUUGGUAUGUUGUUGUUGGUCGACAAUAUCUCAUUGAAUUGAAGGUUUUUUCUCAAGGGCCUGGUGCUGGUGUAAUUUAUUUAACUAAGAAUGAGGAUGUGAAUUUGUACUAUGAUCAACCAAAUCAUUGGAAACAUUUUCCCAUACCAGAAGGUACUGCAGUCAAGUAUGGUGGACUGCAUUCAAGAAUUUUGGAGGCAACUUUUGGAGGACUUGGAAAGUUGUCGGCUUCUUUAACUUAUUCAACUGGAUAUCUUGAGACAAAGGAGGUUAUAAAGGUUGUGCAAGAAGUUAUCGUUUGCAACCAGGUGAGGGUCAAAGGAGGAUGGAGUACAUCAUCAUCAUCAUCCAUUCUGCUGCCAUGGUCACAAGAUAUAUAUCAAGAGGCAGAGCUUACCGCUGUGGGAGGUUGCGCAAGGACACCUGCUGAUUAUAGGUGGCUUUCCUCUGAUAAUAGUAUUUUAUCUGUAUCCGCUAUGGGUGUUGUUCUGGCCAAAAGGCCUGGUAAAGCCACUGUUAAAGUUGCUUCUGUUUUCGAUGAUCUCAAUUUUGCGGAGGUAAGCAUUGAAGUUGCUCUACCUUCAUCAAUGGUGAUGUUGCCAAAUUUUCCUGUAGAGACAGUUGUAGGGUCACAUCUUCAGGCUGCUGUGGCUAUGAAAGCAUCUAAUGGCGAGUUUUUCUAUCGUUGUGAUGCAUUUAGUUCCUUCAUAGAGUGGUCUACUGGAAGUGAAGCUUUCAAAAUUGGGAAUACUACUUUUGAGGCAUCUCCAAACAAUGUUCUCAACAGCUUAAAAUCUAUAUCUGAUCCUGCUUGUGCCCAGAUCUUACUUUAUGCUGUCAGUCCCGAUCGAGCUGUUUUACAUGCGACUCUUUUUAAUCAUGUGAACAGUGGUUUUAGCAGGCAGAUAUUACUAAAAACAUCCACUUCAAUUUCGUCAUUUUCACCACUUGGUGUACGUCAAGUAGGAGAUGGCAAUAAGUUUGGUGGUUACUGGUUUGAAUCGGAGGAAAAAGGAAUCCAUGAUGGAUUGGAAAAUAUAAAAGAUUUAUAUCUCGCACCUGGAUCCCAUUUAGAUGUUGUACUUGUUGGAGGACCAGAAAGAUGGAGCAAAGAAGUUGAUUAUAUUCAAACUGUAGAUGUUCUUGAUGAACUGUAUGCCCUUCCUAGAAAUGAGGCCCUUGUUCAUCGAGUCAAAAAUUCAGAAGGAAAUAGAUACAGAAUUUUAUGCCAAGUGCUUGGUAACUUUACUCUUGUUUUCAAACGUGGGAAUCUGGUUGGAGAUGACCAUCCACAACCGGUGGUUGCAGAAUCAAAAUUGCGACUUGAGUGUAGCUUUCCUUCUUCAAUUGUGGUUCUAGCAGAUGAACCUGUGAACAAAUGGGACAUUAUUCUAAAAAGUAUUCAAGCUGACCGUGAUCCUGGUCGCAUUCGCACCAUGCCUAUAACUGUUGCAAACGGUCGUACCAUUAGAGUAUCAGCAGUUGGAAUAAGUUCUUCUGAAAAUGCUUUUGCCAACUCAUCUUCUACCCCCUUAUCAUGGGAAUUAAGCAAUUGCCAGGAGCUGGCAUCUUGGGAUGAAGCUUUUGAUUCUCAGAUGUCUGUAUCCAGUUGGGAAAGAUAUUUACGUUUGGAGAAUGCGUCAGGACAGUGUACUGUUCAUGCUAUGGUUCAUAAACAUUUCAGCUAUGGGUCUCUACUAUUUGAUGCUUCGGAGAAUGCUCUUCGAGAUGCUGUUCGUCUUCAGGUUGUCUCUACACUGCACGUGUUCCCUGAAUUCAGCUUACUUUUCUUCAAUCCUGAGGCUAAGAUGAAUCUUUCAGUCUUUGGUGGAAGUUGUUUUCUGGAUAUUAAAGUGAACGAUUCUCGAGUAGUAGAAGUUAUGCAGCCUGCAACAGGUUUAGAGUGUUCACAAUUGACUUUGAUUCCCAGAGGUGUGGGAACUGCAGUGGUGAAAAUUUAUGAUGUUGGGCUUUCUCCAUCUAUCACAACUGCGUCAGUGGUCAAAGUUGCAGAGCUGGACUGGCUCAAGAUUUCGUCUGGAAAAGGAAUAAGCUUGAUGGAGGGAAGCAGAAUAUCUGUUGAUCUUCUUGCUGGAACGGACGAUGGGAAUAUAUUUGAUUCCUCUCAGUAUGCUUUCAUGAACAUUCAAGUUCAUAUCAAGGACCAAAUUGUCAACCUUGUAGAUGGUGAUAACUUCUCAACUACGGGUGAUAGAUGUGUAAAUGCUUCCAGCUUUACAUUAUAUGGCAGAUUGUCUGGACUCACCACUCUUUAUGUGACCUCUAGGCAACAGUCAGGUAAAGAAAUAUUCAGUCAAGCUAUCACGAUUGAAGUUUAUACCCAACCAGUCGUAUACCCAAGUGAUAUUUUCUUGGUUCCGGGUGCAUCAUACAUGCUUACUGUCAAGGGUGGACCACAAGUUGAUAUCGCUGUUGAGUUUACAAGUAUGAAUGACAGUACUGUCGUCACUCAUGCUUCUGUGGGACAAAUAUCUGCCAUAGCACCAGGGAAUGCUACCAUAAUUGCCACCUUUUUUGGGAACGGAAGAGAAGUCCUUUGUUACGCACACGGUAAAGUCAGGGUAGGGACUCCAUCAGCAGCUAUCCUGAAUGUGCAGAGUGAAGAACUGGCCGUGGGACGCCAGAUGCCUAUAUUUCCUUUCUUAAGCGAGGGAGACUUGUUUUCAUUUUAUGAACUUUGUAAGGAUUACAAGUGGACUAUUGAGAAUGAAAAGGUACUGAGUUUUCAGCCUGCCAAGCAUAUGAAUGAUAAGAACUACGAUUCACCAAAUUCGGGUCUAAGCAACUAUGAUGAGCAACAAGUUGAUUUUAUUAAGGUUCUUCAUGGAAGAGCUGGUGGGAAAAGCAAAGUUGCACUUACAUUCACCUGUGACUUCUCGUCUCCAAGUUCUUACUUGCAUUCCAGGUCUUAUAGUGCUUCUUUAUUCAUAAGGGUUGUCCCUGAUCCUCCUCUAGCGCAAGGAAUUCCAAUUACAUGGAUUCUUCCUCCACAUUACACUACAUCAGAUCUUUUACCUUCAUAUUCGAAAUUACGUAGUAGAAAGGAUGUUCAGAGUCAAACUGGAUCUGUUGCUUAUUCUUUAUUGGGAUGUUCCAGUCGAAAUGAUGUGGAAAAAGGUAUCAUUUCUAUUGAUGGAAAUAGAAUUACAACUACAGAUGGCGACAAUCUUGCUUGUAUCCAGGCAAAAGACCUCAAUACCGGAAGAUUUGAGGUUGCCUCUUGUGUGAGGGUGGCUGAGGUUGUUCAAAUAAGAUUUCUGAGAAAGUCAACAGUCCGCCUUGCUGUUGGCGCCAAAGUUGAACUUCCUGUGCUUUUCUAUGACAAAUUAGGAAACCCUUUCCUCGAAGCACAUGAAGUGGCUGAGUUUGAUGUUGUUACCAACCUCAAGGACAUUCUUGCUAUUGAUAAUGUUGAUAAGAAAAAUGGAAGUACUAUUGUCAAGGCAAUACGGCACGGUAGAGCUCUUGUUGCGGUGAGAUUCGUUGGCAAUGUGAUGAAGUCAGACUAUGUCAUGAUUACUGUGGGAGCACAUAUAGACCCACAAGAUCCAAUACUUCACCCUGGAAGCAAUCUGAGCUUCUGUGUAGAAGGAUUACAUGAUGAAGCAUCAGGAAGAUGGUUGAGUGGCAAUGAAAGUGUUGUUUAUGUAGACUCAAUUUCAGGUAAAGCUGUUGCUGUUGGGAAGGGUACAUCCACAGUGACAUUUCAAAGCUCUAGCUUAAAACUACAAACCACUGUAAGAGUGCUGGAUGGUGAUCUGAUAUUUGUACAUACUCCAACAGACACCUUAACAAAUAUUCCUUUUCCCCCAGGAGGAUACAAGUUCUCUGUGAAAUUCAGUAACCAUGGAUCUGGAGCUACUGACAGAAAUGUUGAUCUUCCUUAUGAUUGCCUAGUGGAGCCUACUUUUGUUGGGUAUGCCAAGCCAUGGAAAGAUCUUGACACUGGUGAUUCCUAUUGUCUUUUCUUUCCUCACUCUCCUGAACAUUUAGUGCAAACUGUACCCAAGAUGAAGGAUAAGAAACCAAGCAUAUCCCUCUUCAUCCAUGCUAAACUAAGAGAAGCUAAUGAUGUGUCUGGUUCUGUGUCUGCACUCUUUCUUGGUGGUUUUUCGAUUUUGAAUAUGGACAAGGAUCCUUUGCAGCUGAAUCUGACACAAAACUCAAACAGAAGCGUCAUAACACUAGUGGGCAAUACAGAUGUUGACAUCCACUGGUUGAACCGAGACCUUUUGCUUGUUCGGACCUUGCUCAAGGAAGGUUCUGGCUUCAGUGGCCAAGCAAAAUAUGAGAUCGAAGUGCUAAAACGAAAGCCUUUCAAGGACACACUCACAUUUUCUCUCCCGUGCAAUGGCCAGAGAGUAGAGUUACAUGUAAAUUAUGAACUAAACGAGGCAAAGGCAUCAACUAUUGAUGUAAAGCUGUGGGUGGGAGUAAUAUUGUGUUUCACAGUCUUGAUACUCACUGUGAUAUUUUUCAUACGAUUCCUCGACAAACCUGUUCAUACUCGGCCUAAUGCAAAUCUCCACACCCAACCUGUUGCUUCACCUCUUACUCCCGAGCGUACCAGUCCUGCUGAAAAUGAAGGGUCUCCACGGACACCCCAACCAUUCAUCGACUACGUGAGGAGGACAAUAGAUGAAACACCAUACUACAGGCGUGAAAGGAGGAGGAGGUUUGAUCCACAAAACACGUAUUGAAUCGUCAGCAAUCUAGCACCCUUGCUGAAAGGUACGUCCAGCUUAGAAUCCUACCAAAUCAGCCUCGCAAUAUUUAUGUGAGUUGUUGUGAUAUUCAAUUGCUACCAUCCCAAUUGAUCGGAAAAUCUUUAAACUCGACAUCAGGUAUUAGCAAGUACUAAAACAUGUAAGUUUUUGUUGAACUUCGCUUAUUCGACAUCAUUUUGAAACAAUUCUUGUAGGUAGAUUGAUCUAGGACUCGUAAUAUGAUAGCAUCGUCCCAUAUUUAUCAUUCUUGCCAAAAUUCAUGGUGCGUUUUUGUACGAAAAGAUGAUUGCAAGGAGGAAAAACCUUUCAACUCUUUAAUUUGCUACAUAUUCUAUUUUAUUUGUCUUAUUUAAUGUUAUUUUUUGUUUUAUGAAUAUGUUCCCAGUACAUACAUUAAUUCUUGUCUAUACAUUUUUUCUUUCUUUUAAUAUCAGUCACGCAAUUUGAAUUUGUUUUAUUGAUGUACAAAAUGGAUAUAAUCAUGUAAAAAAAAUGCAGGACAACAAAAUGGAGAUUAAUCAUAAAUUUAUUGUUUAGCAUUUUAUUAGAUUGGAGAUGAUGGAAAAACUUGAGAGUCAAGAGGAUGAAAAGCAUGUAGUACUAAACAUUGUGAAGAUAAGAAGUGUCCUUGUUUGAAGAUUGCAUGUUUCUAAAUUUAAUUUAAGCGAAGGUUGUAAUUGUCUUAUUAAUUUUUUGUUCUAACCAGUUUGCCUUAUUUGCUUUUGACAUGGAGAUUAGAACAUUGGGUAUAGUGGACUAAAGUAGUGAGGUAGUUAAAAAUAAUAGAAAAUAGAUAUUAUGGAGUUAAAUGGUGGUGUUGUUUCCUAAAAUAUGAAUGUGAGAAAUUCAUUUAGACAAAUUAAAAUGAAAAAUGGGCCAAUUUAAUGGGACAAAUAAAAA
This is a messenger RNA of Amaranthus tricolor (Joseph's coat), 6890 nucleotides long. Its product is annotated as nuclear pore complex protein GP210. The record is from RefSeq and is a predicted model, not a curated record. The transcript is spliced from 36 exons. Lineage: Eukaryota; Viridiplantae; Streptophyta; Magnoliopsida; Caryophyllales; Amaranthaceae. Bases 144 to 5963 code for a protein of 1939 amino acids.